AUGGUGCUCAACCCGACGCAGCGGCCCAACAAGUCGGCGCGGGGCCAGGGGCUGAGCGAGCUGGCAUCCGACCUCGGGUCGGACGCGAUGAGCAUCCGCGACAACGAGGGCGAGGCCGCCAACUACGGCGUCUACUUCGACGACACCGAGUACGACUACAUGCAGCACUUGCGCGACCUGGGCCAGGGCACGGGCGAGGCCGUCUUCGUCGAGGCCGACCCCGUCGGUGGCAACAAGGGCAAAGGAAAGGGAAAGGCCAAGCCGCAACAGUCGCUCGACGACGCCCUGCGCCAGUUGGAUCUGAAGAACCAGAGCGAGGAUUUGUUGGACGAUGAGUUGCUGCCGAGCAAGAACCUGCAGCGGCUGACGUACCAGGCGCAGCAGGACGUGCCGGAUGCGAUUGCGGGGUUCCAGCCGGACAUGGACCCGCGGUUGCGGGAGGUGCUGGAGGCGCUCGAGGACGAGGCGUACGUGGAUGAGGAGGCUGGCGAGGAUAUCUUCCAGGAGCUGGCCGAGGAUGGGCGGGAGCUGAGCAAGUACGAGUUUGAGGAGGCGUACGACGAUUUCGAGGAUGACGACGAGGGGUGGGAGUCGGACCGCACGGUGAAGGCGGGAGAGCAGAUUAAGGAAGAUGGUGUACCACCGCUUACCGACACGAGCAAGGCGCAGGUCGGUAGCGAGGGCGGGUCGGACGACUGGAUGACCGAAUUCAACAAGUUCAAGAGCGACCAGAAGACCGAGAAGAAGCCCCGGGCGGCGGCCGCACCAUCCGAGCUGCAAUCCUCAAUAUGGACUACAACGACCAACGGUGGGCGGAAGAAGACAAGAAAGGGUGCCAUGACAAACCCGUCCGCCUACUCGAUGACGUCGUCUUCAUUAGUAAGGACGGAGCAGCUGGGCAUCCUCGAUGCGCGGUUCGAGAAGAUCGAGGAGCAGUACAACGCCGACAUGGAGGACACAGCCUCCGUAUCAGCAGUAUCGACCAUGUCGACAGUGCAGGGGAAUACGCGGCAAGACUUUGACGGGAUGUUGGACGAGUUCCUCGGUGACUACUCCAUGUUCGGCAAGAAGCGGGUGAAGAAGGGCAAGUGGAAGAACGGGAUCCAGGAUUUCGACGAUAUCAGGCGAGAGCUAGGCCCGCCUAUCAUCCCGGAGAAAUACAAGUCGUAG
This is a messenger RNA of Chaetomium globosum CBS 148.51, 1170 nucleotides long. RefSeq lists its product as uncharacterized. NCBI's taxonomy places the organism in Eukaryota, Fungi, Ascomycota, Sordariomycetes, Sordariales, Chaetomiaceae. The record is from RefSeq and is a predicted model, not a curated record. Gene Ontology annotation, biological process: ribosomal small subunit export from nucleus; ribosomal small subunit biogenesis. Gene Ontology annotation, cellular component: preribosome, small subunit precursor; nucleus; cytosol. The transcript has a single exon. Bases 1 to 1170 code for a protein of 389 amino acids.